CAGCCUUUCAACACAUAUCCGGCAGCGCAAGAUGGAGGGCCUUCUAUUCAACGUCAACAAUGGAUACAUCGAGGGCAUUGUUCGGGGCUAUCGCAACGGACUGCUCACCAGCACCAACUACACCAACAUGACACAAUGCGAGACCAUUGAUGACCUCAAACUCCAACUAGGUCCCGCGUACGGUGACUUCCUCGCAUCCCUUCCACCCAACCCCUCGACGUCGAGCCUUGCGGCCAAGACAACAGACAAGCUCGUGAGCGAGUUUCGCUAUGUCCGCGCCAACGCGGUCGGCUCGCUCGCCAAGUUCAUGGACUACGUCACCUACGGCUACAUGAUCGACAACGUUGCGCUGCUCAUCACGGGCACCCUCCACGAGCGCGACACGCGCGAGCUGCUGGAGCGGUGCCACCCGCUGGGCUGGUUUGAGACGAUGCCGGUGCUCUGCGUGGCGACCAACAUCGAGGAGCUCUACAACAGCGUGCUGAUCGAGACGCCCCUUGCGCCCUACUUCAAGGGCAGCCUGAGCCACCAGGAUCUGGACGAACUCAACAUCGAGAUUGUGCGGAACACGCUGUACAAGAACUAUCUGGAGGACUUUUAUGAAUUUGUCAAUACGCACCCGGACAUGGCCGGCACGCCGACCGCCGAGGUCAUGUCGGAGCUGCUCGAGUUCGAGGCCGAUCGCCGGGCGAUCAACAUCACGCUCAACUCGUUCGGGACCGAGCUUUCCAAGGCGGACCGCAAGAAGCUGUAUCCCAACUUUGGACGGCUGUAUCCCGAAGGCACCCUGAUGCUGUCGCGCGCCGAUGAUUUUGAGGGCGUGCGGUUGGCGGUGGAGGGCGUGGCAGACUACAAGGCCUUCUUCGAGGCUGCCGGGUUGGGCGGUGGGCCUGGCGGGCCUGGUAACAUGGCUGGCGGGACCGGCUCGGAUGGCAGGAGCCUGGAGGAUAUGUUUUACCAAAAGGAGAUGGAGAUUGCAAAGAGCGCCUUUACGCGGCAGUUUACCUAUGCGAUCGUGUAUGCGUGGGUCAAGCUGAGGGAACAGGAAAUCCGCAACAUAACGUGGAUUGCCGAGUGCAUAGCUCAGAACCAAAAGGAGCGGAUCAACAACUACAUCAGCGUGUUCUGAUGUUAUUUACGGCUUGUCUUGUUGCUUAGAGAGUUGUUUUCCUUUGGGAAUUUCGAGGCAUGAUGUUGGCGUCUGGCGAAGUUCAAGCGGUGACGUGGGCUUGCAAAGAUGUUGGAAUCUUCGCGUGCUCUCUUGUCUAAUCCGUCGGUAAUGUACAAUGGUAGAAGUUACACAUCUUCUCUGGGUUUCCACACAAACUCACAUCUACCUAUCAACC
This is a messenger RNA of Thermothelomyces thermophilus ATCC 42464, 1346 nucleotides long. RefSeq lists its product as uncharacterized. The coding region runs from base 32 to 1129 and encodes 365 amino acids. The record is from RefSeq and is a predicted model, not a curated record. The transcript is spliced from 4 exons. Gene Ontology annotation, biological process: vacuolar transport; vacuolar acidification; proton transmembrane transport. Gene Ontology annotation, cellular component: fungal-type vacuole membrane; proton-transporting V-type ATPase, V0 domain; vacuolar proton-transporting V-type ATPase complex. Lineage: Eukaryota; Fungi; Ascomycota; Sordariomycetes; Sordariales; Chaetomiaceae. Gene Ontology annotation, molecular function: proton-transporting ATPase activity, rotational mechanism.